Molecule: messenger RNA, 2511 nt
Organism: Oenanthe melanoleuca
Lineage: Eukaryota; Metazoa; Chordata; Aves; Passeriformes; Muscicapidae
Gene: ELL
Product: elongation factor for RNA polymerase II
Exons: 12
Coding region: 280-1983 (567 amino acids)
Biological process (GO): transcription elongation by RNA polymerase II; snRNA transcription by RNA polymerase II; positive regulation of transcription elongation by RNA polymerase II
Cellular component (GO): transcription elongation factor complex
Molecular function (GO): cis-regulatory region sequence-specific DNA binding
Source: RefSeq, a predicted model, not a curated record
CAAAGCACGGCAGCUGGUGUUGGGAUGGACCGGAGAGGGGUUCAAAACUGUCAUUUUUAGUGUAAUUUUAUUUUUAUUUUAUUCUCUCUUUCCGCCUCUGAUCCUGCGACGAGCAUUUCUGUCUCCUCACCUUGCUGGGGGAAGCUGGGAGCCUAAACCCGUUUGUCAUUAGGAGCGUCCUGCCUGCCGGCUUCUGUAGGAUAAACCAUAUGUUGUCACAACACUAUUUUUAAUUUAGGGUGUUGGUUACAUCACAUCACUGAAUUGGGCAAUCUCUGUAUGAGGACGAAGGAUGCUGUGACGUCAAAACCAGUCAUCCAGUUUCAAGGAAGCCAAGGGCACAUCGCCAUCCCCAGGCCCGACCGACCGGCAGAAGUGAGGACCUUCACCUUUUAUCUCUCCAAUAUUGGCAAGGACAGCCCCCAGGGGAGCUUUGACUGCAUCCAGCAGUAUGUAUCCAGCAAUGGCAAUAUCCAUUUGGAUUGCCUGGGAAGCAUACAGGAUAAAAUCACCGUGUGUGCUACUGAUGAUUCCUACCAGAAGGCGAGGCAGAGCAUGGCACAGGCAGAGGAGGAGACUCGCAGCCGGAGCGCCAUAGUCAUUAAACCUGGGGGGAGAUAUGUAGGCAAAAAGGUUCAGGUGCGUAAACCUGCACCAGGAGCUUCCGAUGCUGUUCCCUCCAGGAAGCGCCCAACGCCAGUCAACCUUGCCAGUGCAAUAAAGAGAGGCAAUAGUGCCAUUUCCCAGAGACCCUUCAAAGAUAGGGUUGUGCACUUACUGGCACUAAAGCCUUAUAAGAAACCUGAACUUAUUCUCAGAUUGCAGAAGGAUGGACUUUCUCAGCAGGACAAGGAUUUGCUGGAUAACCUUCUGCAACAGGUGGCAAAUCUGAGUGCCAAGGACAGCACUUUCACACUGAAAGAUUGUGUAUACAAAGAAGUGCAGAAGGACUGGCCUGGCUACUCAGAAGGAGAUCAGCAGUUGUUGAAGAGGAUCCUCGUUAGGAAGCUGUGCCAGCCCCAGAACAGCGGCGCUUUCCAGGGAGAAGCUCCUUCCCUGAGCCCUCCAAAGGACACCCUCAACUCCAGCUCUCCCCCUCAGAAACGAUCCCAACCUCUGGAGUUCAUCGACCCCCUGGCCAACAAAAAGCCCAGGAUCUCCCACCUGGCUCACAGAACCCAAGCCACCGUGAACGGGAAGCUGAACUCCUCCAACGGGAAGGACGCCCCGGCUGCCCCUGCCCUGCCCCCGGCCCUGCCCGAGCCCAGCUCCGGCUCCUCCCUCCCCGCCCUGGAGCUGCCCCGGCCCCACGAUCCCCUGGCCGAUGUCAGCAACGACCUGACUCACAACGGCAGAGACUGUGAGAGCAGCACGGAGCCUCCCGACAGACUGAGUCACCCCCUGCCCACAGACUGUGCCCAGAGCAGCAAACACAGCUGCGGCUCCUACGUCAAAUCCAAGAAAAAGUCCAAAAAGCACAAAGACAAGGAGAGGAAGGAGAAGAAGGGCGAGGAGAAGUGCAAAGAGGAGAAGCAGAACUGUGAAGUAAUAAAAAAUGCUGACUUAGUUAGUGUUCCCCAGGAGCAGGUCCCAGGUUUAAAUGGAACAUGCAAUAAUUCUAGUGUACCAACAUCAACUUCAGAAAUGCCAGAUUAUUUAUUAAAAUACGCAGCCAUCUCCUCCUCGGAGCAGCGCCAGAGCUACAAGAACGAUUUCAACGCCGAGUACAGCGAGUACAGGGACCUGCACGCCCGGAUAGAGAGGAUAACCCGACGGUUCACCCAGCUGGAUGCCAAGCUGAAGCAGCUUCUGCAGGGCUCUGAGGAGUACAAGACCAUCCACGAUCAAAUUUUACAGGAAUAUCGAAAAAUUAAAAAGACAAACCCCAAUUACAGCCAAGAGAAGAACCGCUGCGAAUACCUCCACAACAAACUGGCCCACAUCAAAAAACUGAUAGCAGAGUAUGACCAGCAGCAGUUUUAGCUGCCACUCACCCCUGGACUGGGUAGGGCAAACCAAAAUCCAGUCACCCUGGACGUUAAGUUCCCUUUUAUACACCCAAAAUCCCUUUCAGAGACGAGCAUUAAUUCCUCGUGGUUGAAGAACUUGGGGAUGACUUUAAGAUGCCAGAUCUGUCAUGUCCACGUCCAGCACGCUCCUCCCGAGUUUUUAAGCCUCUCUGAAUGUUGGAAUGUAACAAAUGGAUAACAAAAACAAACAAGCAAACAAAAAAACAGACAAACAAAAAAAAAUUCUGCUUAUUUGAAGCCAGCGUUUGACACUUAAGAGAAAACUUGCCUAAAGUGACCGAAGCUCCCAAAGGUUAAGAAUCUGUAGUUUUCAUGGAUUAAAAGUUUGGCAUGAAGUUGUAAUUCCCCUCCCUGGCCCAGCUCCACGUGGGUUACAAAUUGUCCUGCACAUGGUGAGGAACUGGAAUUGCUGCUAGGACUGUUUGGAAUGAGAGCUGUGCGCUCCCGGCUCCGCGGAAAUACAGCACGUUCCUGAGCUCUC